Molecule: messenger RNA, 1321 nt
Organism: Limulus polyphemus (Atlantic horseshoe crab)
Lineage: Eukaryota; Metazoa; Arthropoda; Merostomata; Xiphosura; Limulidae
Product: sortilin-related receptor-like
Exons: 10
Molecular function (GO): protein binding
Source: RefSeq, a predicted model, not a curated record
GUGUUUGUACCAAUUGACUUUUCUUCAGCUCAGACUUCAGAUGUAAGUCGGCCAUCGCCCUCUUUCAGAAGAAUGGAUAUAGUCCCAACAUCAAUGAAGAUAGGCGCCACCUGCCGGUCGUCACUAGUGUGUUUGAUGUUUAUACCCAACAGCUUUUGUGAUUGGAACAGCGAAGAAUGCAGAUGCCGCCCGUACUAUGUGUUAUAUAACGAAACGACCUGUCUCCCUCCGUCAUUGCUGGGAUUUGGUUGUGCAGUUGACGAUCAGUGUCAGUUGAAAGUGAAGGACAGUGAAUGUGUGAAUGGUUUGUGCCAAUGUCAACACGGCUUCCUGCCCCUACGAAGAGACAAAUGUUUACCACCGGCCAAAGUGGAUGAAUACUGCCUCAAUCCUGAGCAGUGCCGUAUAGCGGACAAAUAUACCUAUUGUGAUUGGAUAAUUCCUCGGAUUUAUGGGAAAUGUCGUUGCCCACUUGGAUUCCUUUAUACAAAGGACAAUCGAUGCUUACCGCAUCUGGGUAAUAAAUGUAAAAGCUCCCGAGAUUGUGAAGAAGCGACACCUGAUAGUCUUUGUCGUAAACUUGGGAAAACCUCAGUUUGUACUUGUCGUCCGGGUUUCACACCGUCAAAAAAUAGGCUACGUUGUCGACUGGAUGAACAACAUACUGAAACAUUGACAUUACAUGAGACGGAAGAGCACCUAAGCCUCAUUACUGUGGUGUCCUUGGGGAAACAAUGUUCAUCUACAGUUCAGUGUCAAACAAGAGACCCAUUCAGCAUAUGUAAAGAAGGUAUCUGCCAGUGUAUUUUUUCAACUCCCACGUGUAACGCUUUAUCAACUGGUUGCCACAACGACACAUUUCAGUGCAGGAACGGUGUGUGUAUUUCAUGGUACUUUGUCUGCGAUGGUCAAAAGAACUGUGCUGAUGGAAGUGAUGAGGACGAUUGUGUCCCACACAAUUGUCCAAAAGAAUCUUUCCAGUGUAAGGAUGGAAAAUGCAUUUCCAGAGAAACUGUGUGUAAUGGGAAGUGGGAGUGUCCGGAUGGAAGUGACGAAGCUCAGUGCUAUAGAGGUGUUUCUUGUGACAAGAAUGCCUUUCAGUGUAGCAGCGGUCAAUGUUUGCCACAAUAUUCCUUUUGCAAUGCCGUCACAGACUGUUUGGACAAGAGUGAUGAAAAUCCGGACCUCUGUGACAAAGGAGCUUCCUGUCCGUCCAAUAGUUUCCGUUGUUCCAAUGGGAAGUGUAGAUCCACUGCAAUCCUAUGUAGUGGACUAGAUGGAUGCGGAGACAACAGUGACGAAAACAGAUGCGAAGUGUGUU